CUCUCUCUCUGAGAUCGAACUAUGGCGGAUGGAGAACAGAAACCUCAUGCCAUCCUGGUAGCAUACCCACUUCAAGGGCACGUCAUCCCCUCCGUCCACCUGGCCAUCAAGCUUGCCUCCAAGGGCUUCACCAUCACCUUCGUCAACACCAACUACAUCCACCACCAGACCUUCCAAGCCCACCGCAGCCGCGACUCCGCCUGCAGCGACCCCUUCGCCGCCGUUCGCGACUCGGGUCUCGACAUCCGCUACACGACCGUGUGCGACGGCCUGCCCCUGGAGUUCGACCGCUCCCUCAACCACGAUCAGUUCAUGGGGUCGCUGUUGCACGUGUUCUCGACGCACGUGGAGGAGGUGCUCGGGAGGAUUAUCAGCUCUGCAUGCCCGCCGGUCACCUGCUUGAUCGCCGACACCUUCUUUGUGUGGCCGGCAACGAUUGCCCAGAAGUUUGGGCUGCUGUAUGUUUCUUUCUGGACCGAACCGGCUCUGGUUUUUACACUAUAUUACCAUAUGCAUCUUCUCGAGAAAAAUGGUCAUUUUGCUUGCCCUGAUCCUCGCGGUGACACGGUGGAUUACGUACCGGGGGUGGCGGGAAUCGAGCCAAAGGAUAUGACGUCGUAUCUCCAAGACACGGACACCUCCUCCGUCUGCCACCAGAUCAUCUCCAAAGCCUUCCAGGAGGCCCGCGGCGCCCACGUCGUCCUCUGCAACACGGUCCAUGAACUCGAACCCUAUACCAUUUCCGCCCUCCGACCCGGCAUUCAGUUCCUCGCGGUCGGACCCAUCUUCCCCACCGGGUUCUCCAGGAGCGCCGUCGCCACCAGCCUCUGGUCCGAGUCCGACUGCACCCACUGGCUCGACGCCAGGCCGCGCGCCUCUGUCCUCUACGUGUCCUUUGGCAGCUACGCCCACGUCACCAAGAGCGACCUCGUGGAGAUCGCCAACGGUUUAGCCCGAAGCGGGGUCAGUUUCGUUUGGGUGCUCCGACCCGACAUCGUGAGCUCCGAGGAUGCGGACCCCCUGCCCGUCGGAUACAGGGAGGAGAUCGGCGACCGCGCGAUGGUAAUCCCCUGGUGCUUCCAGAUAUCGGUGCUGGCCCACCCGGCGAUCGGCGGGUUCUUGACGCACUGCGGGUGGAACUCGAUACUGGAGAGCGCCUGGUGUAGGGUUCCAAUGCUGUGCUUCCCGCUGCUGACGGAUCAGUUUACGAAUCGCAAAUUGGUGGUGGAUGAUUGGAAGAUCGGGAUCAACUUGAGCGACGGGAAGCCGAUCACGAAGGAGGAGGUUUCGGAGAAUGUCAUCCGUCUGAUGAGUGGAAAAUCAGGGGACGAGUUCAGGAAUCGAAUAGGAGAGAUGAGGACGAUGAUGGAAGCGGCUUUGACGCCCGGUGGAUCCUCCGAAAAAAAUAUGGAUCGGUUCAUAGCGGGUCUAAAGGCCAGUACGCAAAAAUAAGCAUGGGCCCGUCUAGCCGAAGCUGAGUUAGGGCUCGGACUUGGAGGACAUAACAUUCAAUAAUGGAGAUAACUGAGAUCAGACCACAAUUUUAUGUACACGAUAAUUGAAUGGUUGGUCUUAUGUUCCUGCAUAAAUCUUUCUAAAUAACGUACGAGGAAUGUUGACAAGUCAAUUGAUUUAAGUUUAGUUGAUCAAAUUGAAAAGGGAGAAACUAAAGGUGUAAUCGGUUUAUUACGGUUUAGUUAUGGAUCAAAUCCAAAAUUGAAUGGAA
This is a messenger RNA of Malania oleifera, 1726 nucleotides long. Its product is annotated as UDP-glycosyltransferase 86A2. The record is from RefSeq and is a predicted model, not a curated record. The coding region runs from base 22 to 1452 and encodes 476 amino acids. The transcript is spliced from 2 exons. Gene Ontology annotation, molecular function: UDP-glycosyltransferase activity. NCBI's taxonomy places the organism in Eukaryota, Viridiplantae, Streptophyta, Magnoliopsida, Santalales, Ximeniaceae.